This is a messenger RNA of Limulus polyphemus (Atlantic horseshoe crab), 2420 nucleotides long. Its product is annotated as transcription elongation regulator 1-like. NCBI's taxonomy places the organism in Eukaryota, Metazoa, Arthropoda, Merostomata, Xiphosura, Limulidae. Gene Ontology annotation, cellular component: nucleus. The transcript has 5 exons. The record is from RefSeq and is a predicted model, not a curated record. Gene Ontology annotation, molecular function: RNA polymerase binding; transcription coregulator activity. The coding region runs from base 1 to 576 and encodes 191 amino acids.
AUGUGUCAUGUUCGAAACUCAGAUGCAAGUUGGCGAGAAGCCAAGAAAGCUCUCAGAAAAGAUCAUCGAUGGGAGAUGGUGGAGUCAUUAGAUCGAGAGGAGAGAGAAAAGCUGUUUAAUGAACACAUUGAAGCCUUAAACAAAAAGAAGAAGGAAAAGUUCAGGGAACUGUUAGAAGAAACAGCAGAAAUCACUCUGACAUCUUCAUGGAAAGAGGUAAAGAAGUUGAUCAAAGAAGACCCACGCUAUACAAAGUUCUCUUCAAGUGAUAGAAAGUGUGAACGGGAAUUUAAGGAUUAUCUGAAAGACAAGUUGAAUACUGGUAGAACUGAUUUCCGGGAACUUUUAAAGGAGACGAAAAUUAUCACAUACAAGUCAAAGAAGAUGAUUGAAGAAUCAGAACAACAUUUAAUAGACAUAGAAACAGUUUUACAGAAAGACAAGCGUUAUCUUAUCCUAGAUAGUAUAGCAGAUGAACGCCGUAAACUUCUUAUGGCAUACAUUGAAGAUCUUGAUAGACGUGGUCCCCCACCUCCUCCUACUGCAUCUGAGCCCUCUCGUCGUUCUAACAAGUAGUUUGUAUUUUAUUCUGUUUUUAUUGUACUUCCAGUAUGACUUCAUUAUUUCAUUUUUGCAUUUUACAACUGAAAAGAACAUCUAAAGACAAACUAGAAUGAUUGGAACCUGUCUUCUUACUGUAUUUUUUACAUCUAAAGACAAAGUAGAAUGAUUGGAACCCAUCUUCUUACUGUACUUUUUACAUCUAAAGACAAACUAGAAUGAUUGGAACCCGUCUUCUUACUGUACUUUUUACAAGUUUUAUGCAGUUUUAUUGUCUUCUUUUGUAAGAAAACACCUGCAUAUUUUUGCAAGUAUACUGUUGAUAAUGAGAUUGGAUAUAUGUAAUAAACUAUUAUUCCUGCAGUUUUGCCAUGAAUAAAACUUACUGACAAGGUUUAUUUGGUUAUUUCUAUUAUUUUAACACUCAUUUUGUUCGUCUCAGUUUUACUUUUCACAAUGUAAGAAGCUGCACAUUGUGAAUUCCAAUUUUUGGUACUAAAAGUUAAUACAAGUAUUUUUAGAAUGAUAAAAACUUUUAAAUAUAAUUUAGCUCAUUAUAAAUUGUCUGUGCUAAGAAAACAAACUGGUUUCUGAUUAGAUCACAACUUGCACUUUAUGGUCAAUGUGUGAAGUUUUGUUGGCCACAAUAAUUUUUAUAGCUAUGCCAUCUUAGAAACUGUAAUAUAAAAAAGCUUAAGUUAAUUAAUCAAACUGGAAGAAGUUCAGUGUGUUGCUUUAAGAUUUUCUCUUUCUGUAUGUGUAAAUAAGGAAGUGUGAUUACAUGAGAAAUAUUUAAACAAUCAUACUUUGUCUAAUCGUAUGAUUGGUGUAUUUUAUAUUUUACUGGCUUAAAAAACUAAUAUUAAAGCUGAUUGGCUAAUAGUAGUAGUCUGUUUAACAAAACUUAAGUGAACUGGCAUGUAUUGCUUGUAUUUUGGAAAGUUUAAGAGAAGAAUAACAAUUUUAGUUGUUUCUCCACUGAAUAGUAUGAAAAAAUAAACUUGUAGAAUAAAUGUUACUUCUUAUUAAAAUGUGAUGCACAUAGACUGCUGUCCACCACUACAGAAGUCCUGAUCUUAUUUUGUGAUUUGCUCUUGUCCGAAGCUAUUGAUGAAGGGGAAGAAUUCCCCUAAACUGAUCUAUCCAGUGAUCUAUAGCAAAUCCAAGAAAAGACUGAGCCUCUUAUUUUUCACUGAAAUUCAUAAUUUCGGUUUUGGAGAGUGGGGUUGGGGCUAAAUCUUGUAAUACAACUAGUUUACAAUGACCAGUGUUUUGAAAUGCCAUUUCUGUCUGCCAAUGGAGAGAGAGAGAGAGAGAGAAUUAAAAAUGUAUGAUGUAUCGUGUGGCAAAAUGAAAUCAUUAACGUGACAUAAUAAACAUUUAAAAAAUAAUGGGAUUCAAAACCACUUGUGGGUUGUAACUAAGGCAGUGCAUCUUUUUAUUGGACAAAAUUUUAUUAUAACUCAAUGUUCUUCAAAAAAAUUGUUUGUUUUGUGUCAUUGAAUGUAUCAGAUUUUUUAGCACAUUCUAGUCAACUAGAUUUUGUUUUGAAUUCCUAGGCUACAACCUUAAAAUAUUUUAUAUUGAAAUUACCUGCCAUUUUGACCUGAUUUAACCAGGAACUUUUCCUUGUCCUGUGAGGGGUAAAUUACACUGUAUUAUUUGAAAAACAAAAGUUAUAUUUUUAUGUUCUAAAUUUGAAAAUAGUACUAUCCAAGUUAUAAUUGUGGUGGAUAAGACUUAUUUGUGAUUAGUGAUAUAACAUGAAGUUGUUUUACUCAUUGGAUAUUCAAGCAAGAAGAAACACUAAUGAGCCCUGUUGAAUACUUUUCAUGAAAUAAACCAGAAUAUCAAAUCAA